GUUAUAGUCUUUUUUGUUUGAUAAGAUCUUUAAAGCCGGACAUAGAUUAGCCAAUCAAGAUCUCGUGCAAAAAAAAUUAAAUAAGUGAUACUAAAAUCGUCUUUUUGUUCAAUCGUAUGGAAUUAUUGUAAGACAGUAAAUAUGGCAGUGAGUGAAAAGAUCGAAAAAGGCGCCAAAAGUGAUUCGCCCAUAGCAACGCUGGAUGAGGCUAUGCUACUUACUGGGUUUGGUAUCUACAACAUCGCUCAUAUGCUCCUAAGUGGAUUGAUCCUCUUGGGUGUGAUUAUGCAAAGCUUGGCCAUGAGCUACGUGAUGCCGGCUGCGCAGUGUGAUCUGAAUCUCAGUCUACAGCAGAGAGGAUGGAUAUCUGCUAUUCCUUUCUUGGCUAUUAUCCUCACAUCGUACUUCUGGGGCUGGCUGGCUGACACCCGCGGCCGUCGGCUAGUCAUGCUUAUAUCUAUGAUCGUCUCGACUGUCUUCAUUGGAUUCGCCAGUUUUGCGCCUGAAGUUAUCUCCUUCGCUGUUUUAGCCUUUAUAUCGUCUAUAUUCAUGUCGGGCUCAUCUGCUGUUGUAUACACGUACUUGGGCGAGUUCACAAAUAUACGUCAUAGAGACAAGAUCGUCACGUUUGGUUCUGCGUUUGUAGGCAUCGGAACUGUUAUAAUACCAGCCAUGGCUUGGGCAAUAUUACCUAUGGAGUUUUCUUAUCCGCUACCACUCCUGAAUAUUGCGUACCGACCCUGGAGGCUCCUGGUUGUGGCGUGCGUUCUGCCUUUCAUCAUCAGCAUCGUGUUGCUGCUAUUCAUAGCACCUGAGAGCCCUAAGUUUCUCAGCUCUUCCGGAAAAACUGAAGAGUGUUUGGUUGUCCUGAGGAAAAUGUAUUCAAUAAAUAGAAGAAUGCCUGAAGACACCUACCCCGUUAAAACUUUAAUAUCCGAGGGAAACAAUGUAAAACAGGAAGAGAACUCUGGUAUAUCCGCAAUUCUAUCUUCCAUGAAGGAGCAGACUGUUCCGUUGUUCAAGCCGCCGUUCCUGCCAUGGACUUGCCUAACUUGCUUUGUACAAUUUGGUAUAUUUGCAACUACAAAUGGCUUCUACGUGUGGUUCCCGACGAUCCUGAAUGCUCUCGUGAACCACGAAGGCUCUCAAACGAGAAUUUGCGAUGUCUUAGACUCCGCUCGCAUUCCGUCUGGUCUUAAUAGCACUGAGGUUGAAUGCGACGAUAAUAUAAAUACGGCCACCUUCGAGAUGUCCGUCUACGUCGGACUAGUGUUCUGCUCUAUGUACAUCAUCGUUGGCUUUCUGGUGGACUUUUUGGGGAAAAAAGUAAUCCUCGUGGUACUGCUGGCCGCUACUGGAAUGUGCGGAUUGGGGGCCCCUCACGUCUACCACCAGACGAUCGCCGUAGCGCUCUUCGCGGUAUUCCAGAUGUGCGGAGCUUGUAUCGGACUCAUAAAUGCUGUAACUGUGGAAUUAUUCCCAACUAAAUACAGAGCGAUGGCAGUGUGUCUGUCCAUGAUGAUGGGUCGCGUCGGUUCUAUGGCGGGCACCAAUCUCAUCGGCCUGUUCCUGGAGACCAAUUGUAGCGUCAGUUUCUACCUCUUCGCAGGAGUUAUCAUGGUGUGCGCGUUAUUCUGCUUCACUCUGCCGGGUAAAAACAAAGGUCCAAUUCAAACCAAACCUAAGUUAGAGGCAACUCAAAAUGAAACUCAAGAACCUGUAUGAAGUCACAAAUGAAGUUUCUAUUUUGAAAUUAAUUUUCAAUUUGAAUAUCCUGGUACAGAGGCUGUGUUUAAAUAACAAUUUCAUUUAUUAUAACAAACUCAUGCACAAAUAUUUUAGUUUAGAAGUAAUAAUGUUUUAUUAAUGAAAAUAUUAUUUUACUUGGUUAAAGUAAUUAAAACAAAUAUAAUAAAUUAUAAUAAUAUCUUCCAGACCGAUUUCGGCCACAGUAGCCAAUCUCAAGUGAGAUUAGCCAAUUGUGGAGGAGAUAUUAUAGUGCACAAGUAUUAUAGUUGCAAAUACAUGUGCACGCUCUAUUCCCUAACUCUCAUAACCCGAUGGGACGACAAUCCGACACGAUCAGAAAAGUUCAGGCGUAGGAUCAACGGCUUUCCGUGCUUUCCGAGGCACGGAAGUGUACACACGUCCAACUUCUAGAGUCCGGGCUGCUUCUGAGAAUUUUCUGACAGAAAAACCCAAUAUGUUUUUACUGGUCAGGUCGGGCCAGUAAAAACAUAUUGGGUGCUCGGGGUCUACGGCCUUACAUCUAGCCACUAGACCAACGAGGCAGUAAAACAAAUAUGUAUGCUCGAAGACUACAAUGAAAAAAAAAAUAUAAAUAUUUUAGGGCACUCAUUAUAUUCAUUAACAUAUUUUAGAAAUUUAAAAGUAAUUUAGGUUUUAACUUUUAAUUUAUUAUUAUUACUAAUUUAUCGCCAUUAUUGUUUUCGACAUUAAAGGAACAAGUACAAUAUUCAAUUUUUUCAUUUAAUCGAAUUAAAUUAAUUUAAAUUUAUAUCGAAUUUGUUUCUCGAACGCCGAAGACUCACUCGAACAACACUAUCUUUUGCUUUCAUAUUAUUUAUUAUAGGUUACAGAAACUGUGAUAUACUUGUGUUAAUAAUAAGUUGUAAAAUAUUUUAUAUUUAAUUAAUUCUUAUUUUAAUUAUUACAAAUAAAUGGUU
Nymphalis io (European peacock) is the source of this 2687-nucleotide messenger RNA. Its product is annotated as synaptic vesicle glycoprotein 2A-like. Gene Ontology annotation, molecular function: transmembrane transporter activity. The coding region runs from base 142 to 1725 and encodes 527 amino acids. The record is from RefSeq and is a predicted model, not a curated record. Lineage: Eukaryota; Metazoa; Arthropoda; Insecta; Lepidoptera; Nymphalidae. Gene Ontology annotation, biological process: transmembrane transport. The transcript has 11 exons.